Vespa crabro (European hornet) is the source of this 1551-nucleotide messenger RNA. RefSeq lists its product as uncharacterized. The transcript is spliced from 8 exons. The record is from RefSeq and is a predicted model, not a curated record. Lineage: Eukaryota; Metazoa; Arthropoda; Insecta; Hymenoptera; Vespidae. Bases 217 to 1458 code for a protein of 413 amino acids.
ACUCCACUGGUGAUAAUAGUAAUUUUGAGAAACUCCAACGAAACUUGCAAAUAAUUGUUUGAUAUUAUCGCGAAGUGGAGUAGUCAUUCUCGUCUAGAUCAUAUCAAAUAAAUCGAUUGUCUAUUAUCUUUUAAUGCUAAAUAAUAAAUUUACCCACAGAAUUACAAAAAGAAAAAAAAAGAAAAAAAGAACUGCACGAUCACGGAAUACUCCAGGAUGAUUUUGAAGUAUUGCACUUUUAUGGUUCUUUUACCUUUUAUUUUAUCACAAAAUGAUAAAUCUUCGUUAGAACUUAUCGUAUGCAGAAUACCGGAAAAUUUUCAAGUCCAAGUUUCGGAUCGCAAUAAAGUUAAUAUAUACGGUAAUGAAUUGUUAAUUAAAUACAAAAACAUCGGUAUUUAUUUGUAUCCUGGCACUACUACAAUAAACGUCGUUUUGAAUGGAUCAUUUGUCGAAUUUCAAGCAUACAUGAUAGCAUCAAAUUCUGUUAAUAAUUCGACAUCAAAAGUUGAGAAAAUUUUAUGGUCGAGCAAUGGUCUUAUUCUUGGGUUCGGACAAUUGCAAAAAACGAACAAGGGACAUUAUCAAGUUCAACAAUACCACUUCUUUUUACCAACGAAUUCAAGCGGAAGUUCUAAUCUAUUUGAAGCGGUGGAACAUGAAAUUCGUCGGCUUACUCAAGUUUGUCUUGAAAUAGAAAUUUCAAAAAAUGUAAAAAUCAUAACGGAAAAAAAUCAGCGUUUUGAAAAAAUCAAUGAUUUCGGAUCAGUGAUAGUUUUACCAUCGUCUGAUUGCGUAAAUACAAAUGCGGCUUCAUCUUGUACAUCCUCGGUCACUAAUUCGAUUAAAAUAAAUAUCAAUAAUUUAAUCGACCUAUUCAUCGAUGCUAUGAUAGAUAUGAUCAAGGUUUAUAAUCUAGAAAAGAUUAAAUUACCAAAUAUUAAUGCAGUUUUUAUUACCAAUUUAGGAGUCUUUGACAUGAAAGGUCAAAUUCAAACCUUUAAUGGCACUUUCGAGGGUUUAACGACUAUUAAAAGAACAGCAGAUGUAAUUUUAAUUCAACAAGGCCAUAAAUAUACGGCUUCUUGUGGUUUUGGUAUAUCUAAUGCAAUUGUACGUUUUAAUAAAUAUCAGCUUAAAUACGAUUUUAUAAAUAUAUGUGGCGUUAUAUUAGGUACAAUAGAAAAUAUAGCAUUAAGAGUUAAAAUAAGUGCAGAUUAUAAUACUCCACAGUGUACAAUAAAAUUAGAGGAUAUUAAAGUAUCAGAAUUUGAUAAAUUGGAAGUAAGAUUCACUGGAUUUGGUAUAAUGGAUAUUUUUGGACCUAAAUUGAUAAAUUGGUUUACAAGAUUUUUCAAGAAUUAUCUCAAGGGAAUAAUAGAACAAAAUUUGAAAAUUUUUUUGGAAAAGCAAAUAUCAGCACUUGACUGUGAAAAAUACAAGAAGAAAAUACUCUGAGGAAAUAUCCUAAUUGCUACAAGCAAAUACAUUAGAUUAAAAUAUUUAAUAACAUGAAUGCAAUUAAUCCGUCUUGUGAUGCACGAAAUUAAU